Messenger RNA from Bombyx mori (domestic silkworm), 746 nucleotides. RefSeq names its product putative cuticle protein CPH40. The record is from RefSeq and is a predicted model, not a curated record. The transcript is spliced from 2 exons. Bases 237 to 683 code for a protein of 148 amino acids. Lineage: Eukaryota; Metazoa; Arthropoda; Insecta; Lepidoptera; Bombycidae.
AGAGCCAGACAGAUUUUAUAGACAUUGGCUGUGAAUUUAAGGAAUGUAUGCAGCGCGAAAUUUGAUAAGAGUAUAUACUGAUGGUAUAAAUCAAUUAAAUAAUCUUUAUCCUAUAUAUUACCUUUAUUCCAUAAUCAAACCAUUAACUGAAUAAGAUAAGUGAACAGGUUUUAGUAUAAAAUCUAUCUCACCUUCCUACCAGACAUUAGUUGGAUCUACACAAUUGAAAACCCAAAAUGAAAUUCCUCGUUGCCUUCGCCCUGAUCGCCGUGGCUUCGGCCCGUGUCUUUGAACCUAUUUCCGUUGGACCGGCACUCGUCGACACCUACGAACCCAUCGACACCGAACCCGCCUACGUAGACAUCCCUAUCACUGACGGUGGUGUAGUGACUGCUCCCGUGAAGCCCACUCCUGUUGUCGUUGGACCUGCUGUUCCCUCCGGUGCCUCUCCUCUUGUGCAGCUCAUCGUGAACGUCAACGUUCCCGCUGGUGUUUCUGAUGGACCCGCUGAAAUCAAGCCCGACCCCGUUAUUGUCGCCGAAGAGGCUGAAGAGGGCCCCAUUGUCCCUGUCCCUGAGCCCGUCAUCGUUGCUCCCAUCAACCCCAUCCCCGUCGCCCCCGUCAUCAUUGGCACUCCCAUCAUUCCCGCUCCCGCCGUCACCCUCCCCGAGGAACUCAACUAAACGAAUGUACAAAAUUUAUUCUCGUUUCGAUGAAAAUAAAAUAAACUAACAAUUUUAUAAUUA